Molecule: messenger RNA, 3526 nt
Organism: Ceratina calcarata
Lineage: Eukaryota; Metazoa; Arthropoda; Insecta; Hymenoptera; Apidae
Gene: elgi
Product: E3 ubiquitin-protein ligase NRDP1 elgi
Exons: 3
Coding region: 568-1533 (321 amino acids)
Biological process (GO): regulation of canonical NF-kappaB signal transduction; protein ubiquitination
Cellular component (GO): plasma membrane signaling receptor complex
Molecular function (GO): ubiquitin protein ligase activity; metal ion binding
Source: RefSeq, a predicted model, not a curated record
AGGCUAAUGAAAUAGAGAACGGAUGGUCACCGUAUUAGAAAAUGAAUCGUUAAUUUCUAAACAAUAAAACAUAAUUAUAUAUAUACAUACACUUGAACUUUAAGAUGUUUUCUGGUGCUCAAGUUUGGAAAGGAUUUCUUGUGAUAUUGAAGGAUAGAGAACAGAAUUAGAUUCUGAAGAUCGAAGUGAUGUAUAUCUUUUAAAAUUAAGAUAUGGUUUGAUCAGUCUAUGCACAUUUGUGCGUGGGAAGCUCGGCUGAAAAGUAAUUCUGCAUUUCGUACUAUAAUUGCAUGUAUAUGUCCUGAUUACUAUCAUCGAAUUUCGCCUAACAGCCGCGAUGUACACUGAUAUGUUUUAUGCGAAGUGACUAUUGUCAAGCCGCCUGGUACUCGCAGGGAGUAACGGUAUAUGUGUUUCCUUGUUAAGAUUUCACGUCGAACGCCAUCGAAUUUGUGAUUCUGGAUCCACAGUUUUACAGGAGCGAAGGAGGACAGGACAGAGAGCAAAGGAGAGAGUCGUCCAUUCGUCGCUAUACGUACAAGUGUUGUGCACGAGUGAGUUCACAUUAUGGGGUUCGAUGUGAACCGAUUUCAAGGGGAAGUGGACGAAGAACUCGUCUGCCCAAUAUGUUCCGGCGUCCUGGAAGAUCCUGUCCAGGUGAGGAAUGUGUUACAGGCACCUGUGUGUGAACAUGCCUUUUGUCGAACAUGCAUCAACGAAUGGAUAAACAGACAACCCACCUGCCCAUUGGACCGUACUCCCAUCACAUCUGCUCAGUUGAGAGCAGUACCAAGAAUUCUGAGAAACUUACUGGCUCGGCUUUGCAUUAGUUGUGAUAAUCUUAGGUAUGGAUGUCAAGUAAUAGUCAAACUUGACAGUUUAGUGUCACAUUUGGAACAAUGCGAAUAUAAUCCUAAGAGACCGAUGCUUUGCGAGCAAGGCUGUAGUCUUAUUAUCCCUAAGAAUGAACUGAAGGAUCACAACUGUGUAAAAGAAUUGAGGAACAUCAUACACUCUCAGCAACAAAAGAUCGCUGACAUGAACCGUGAACUAGGUGAACAACAGCUUCAAAUAAAUCAACAUAAGAGGGAGAUACAGCUGUUGAAAGAUUUUAUGAGAGCAUUGAAAGUUUCAAACCCUGCAAUGCGCGUUAUUGCCGACCAGAUGGAAAGAGAAGAGGUCGUGAGAUGGUCUGCUACCCUCCCUAGAGCAAGAGUAACCAGAUGGGGAGGAAUGAUCUCCACGCCUGAUGAUUUGUUACAGACAAUGAUAAAAAGAACUUUAUCAGAAUACAAUUGUCCACCUCAUGUAAUCGAUGAACUAAUGGAGAAUUGUCAUGAAAGGAAGUGGCCUCCAGGCUUAAACUCUCUCGAAACUAGACAAAAUUCUAGAAGACUUUAUGACAAUUACAUUUGUAAAAGAGUUCCUGGCAAACAGGCGGUCUUAGUUCUCUAUUGCGAUAACACUCACAUGCCCGAAGACAUGAUGGUCGAACCUGGAUUAGUGAUGAUAUUCGCGCAUGGUAUAGAAUAAAAUUGCUUGUGCAAUAAUUUUCUAUGCCAAUUUUCUAUGCAUGCCAAGAUAUUUUUAUGUUCAUCUUAUUCUGUUGUUCACCGUGAUCUAAUUCUCGAAUUAUAUGGAAUAUCUUUCACCUUUGUAUUCACGUACAAAUACUAGGAUAUUCUCAUAUAAUUUAUCUUGCAAUUAAUAACGCAGGAUAUAUCUUUCGAAAAAGAAAAUAUCGAGAGGAACAAACGACAUGCCUUUUGUGAUAAACAAUUGUACAUACUGAAUUGCCACAAAAAUCUAAUCGAACGUUUGGAUCAUUACACUGUGAUAUACUAUCUGAUUGAGAAAGUUCCUGAAAUUGCAUGAUAAAUAGUAAACCAUUUCGCCGGUUGUUUCCAGUUUGAUCUCCCAUUGUACAUUUCCAUAAAUUCAUUUGCCCCGUCUAACGUUUAACGAACUAUUUGUCAACUAUUUCAGGAAAUUUUUUUACAUAACGUAGAAGUCUCGAUAGUGUUUUAUUAUAAUACCCUAGAGAAGUAAGAGAUAAAAAAGUAUAAAAAUUAUGUAUAAGGUAAUCGCUAUUAUUAAGAUAUAAAUGUGUUCUAAAUGAUAAGUAUCAGAGCGUGAGACAAUUUAUUCCAUCUUCAGCGUUAUUUAUAUGAUUUUGAUAAAUCAUCUCGGAAUACGUACAAUUAAAUUAGUACACUAUACAACGAUUUAUUAAUGAAUACUCAGAGCGAAUAAGUAUCAUGGCCAUAAGUGUAUCGUUUACAAUGAGUUCGUGCUAUCAAUUUACGAUAAUAGCAAAUUGCUCUUGCAUUGGUUCUGUCGAAAAUUCUGUAAAACGUAUGUUUGAUAUAACAUGUAUAUAACCAAUGAUUAUAGUAUACAGGGUGGACCGGAAAUCGUAGUACAACCGGACAGCUGAUGAUUCUAUAUUAAAAAAGAAGAAAAUAUUUUGGUAUAACAUUUUUUCAUCCGGAGCUCCAUGUUCGUAAAUAUUGGCUCCAAAGUUUGUUCAAUUUGUAAAUGAUUUAGUACAAUUUGCUUGUGCAUUCUACUGCUCAGUGUUUACAAAUCUUGACAACGAUGAAAAAGCAUCUGCACAGUUCAGUUUACAGUAAGAGUUAUACUUUUAUCAAUGGUUGUAAAUACUAUCUCGUACAGAGACAACUAGAGUAGUGAAAUGCAACGACAAGCAAAUUGUACUAAAUUGUUUAUAAGUUGAACAAACUUUAGAGCCGAUUUUCACAAAAACGGAGCUCCGGGUGAAAAGAUAUACCAAAAUAUUUUCUUCUUUUUUAAUAUAGAAUCAUCACCUGCCCGGUUGUAUUACGAUUUCCGGCUCACCUUAUACAAAGAGCAUUUGGACGUUCAGAUUUUUUCAAGUGAAUAUCUAAUAGCAUUUUCUGAUUUUUGUCUGUGCACAAAUACAAAAUAAGUUAGCUUCUUAAAACUGGACUAUCUAUUUUCAAAUGUAAGGUAUCCGCGUGAUGAAGCUUCUUUAUUUCAUUUCACUGGUGCAUAAGAAAAUAUCUCGUAUAGUUUAAUUUGGACAAUUUACUUAUCAUAAUCAUGGAUCAUGCUUCCUUUUAUUUUUUUACAUCUACUUACACGAAUCAUUUUUACAGUAGCUCAAACAGCUUACUAUUUUAAUAUGUUGAGUACUAAGCAACCGACAGCUAAACCUAAAGUUUGAUUUCAUUUCAAGCUGUUUCAUAAUGAGUGUAUUUAUUGAGUUCGGAUAAAGGAAGCAGUAAAUAUUUUUAUAGCACCAUCUAAUAAAUCGAAGCAUCCCCUGUUACAUCGUUAGCACUCAAUGUAUUAAAUGUUGAAAAUUUUUCUUGAAGCUACACAAGCUAUUGAGAAAUUGUAAACAAGUUUUAUAUACAGGUUGAUAGUUGUUAUAACUACAAUAAAUUUGAUUUUAUGUAUUGUAAGCCAUUUAAUGCAUAGUUUAUUCUUUAUAUGUGUGAGCGUGCAAAAAUAUGCAAUAAAAGUAAACAUGCAAGACAAA